AUGACAGAGAUCCUGUACGACGUCAACUCCAAGAGGUUGAAAUGCACGGACGAAGCCGAUGAAAACUUACAAACCAACGUCGAUCAGGUUAAUUCGUUGACUGCAGCUUUGAUCCCAGAGACGAACCCAAAUUUCACCCCACAACCACACGAAGACAUAAGCAAACUGGUCAAGAACCUCUUUGAUAGCGGUCUCAAGAAUGCUAAACAGAACAAAUUCCCUGAAGCUCUGAAAAAUGUGUCGCUGGCGAUUGAAAUGGCCCAGAGAAAGAGGGCUCCCUGGGAAGCGUUUGCUGUUCAAUUGCAAGAAUUGCAAUUCAUGCUACGUCACAAGAUAGAUCUGUUGCUGGUGCUCGGCAAGUACCUCGAUGCACUACAGGAUCUCGAUAUGCUGCUGAACACUGGUCUUGUUCAACCGGAAGUUUUCAUAAGAAAGACAGACGCUCUGCUAAAGCUGGGCAGGUUGGACCAAGCACGUAUUGAAUGUGAAAGAGGCCUAAGUUUACAGCCACAGAACACAAAACUGAAGGCGCUCAAUCUCGAGUGUGCAAGACGAUUGGCAGACUUCAAUGGCGAUCUGUGA
Messenger RNA from Torulaspora globosa, 582 nucleotides. It is a transcript of the gene SEC72, whose product is annotated as Sec63 complex subunit SEC72. NCBI's taxonomy places the organism in Eukaryota, Fungi, Ascomycota, Saccharomycetes, Saccharomycetales, Saccharomycetaceae. The record is from RefSeq and is a predicted model, not a curated record. Gene Ontology annotation, molecular function: protein binding. The transcript has a single exon. The coding region runs from base 1 to 582 and encodes 193 amino acids.